AUGGAAGCCUCAAUCCCUGACAAUCCAAGCCUCGAGGACUCGAUGUCUCUUGCGAACAACGACUUUCAAUCCAUAUUCGCCCAAUGUACUGCCCAUGAUGAUCUCCUUCAUUCAUCUGUGGAGUCCGGUGGUGGUCUGUUCGCAGAUGCAUCAAUAGACGACCUAGAUCUCGAUCUGAAUGUCGAUCUUGACCCCGAUACGUAUUUUGAUACAUUUGCAGGAACUCAAUGUAUGUCUUUUGGAGCUCUUCCUGACCUUCGCACUGGUUCUAUACAUCGUGUGGACUCCAAUAGAUUUGACGAUCAUGAUGAACCGACACUGGAUUGCUCCACGCUUCCCGAUCCCUCCACACCACUAUUCGCUGUUCCGGAUUCAAUCCUCACUUCACCACCACCAUCGACUGUGGCAGUUUCUUGCCUCGCACAACAUCGCACUCCUUGCAUAAUAACUGCGACACAAUCCCUUCGCUCGCUCCACAUCCCCCAGACCAGUUGUGUCUCCCGCCGAAACGGCGGCAGCUAUGAUAGCAAUGGACCUGGGCCGCCACGCAUGUCUGGCUCUGUCCUUAAAGCAAAUAAAGAGGCAGGCAUGUCAGUCUGCCGCAUGCUGCAGUGCGCCUGCGCACUCCGCCCACAGAACCAGCUGAUCCUAGCAAUUAUUUGUUCCCGAUUAAUCGCGUGGUACCGCGCGAUGAUCCACGCGUGCUUCAUAUAUGGCCACAGCAGUUCCUCUGGGCACAGCGUAAAUAGCGCGCCCAACCAGGGCCCUGCAUCGUUGGAGAAGGUGGUUCAUCAGCCUGUCACGAUCGGAGACCACUCGGUUGAUGACCAGGUGAUGGGCUUGAGUAUUCAGGCACAAGUGACACUACGCGAGUUACAACAUAUGCAGCGACUGAUUGAGACCCUUUCAGCGCGCAUGCGGGAAACAACUAACUCAUACCCGAAAGUGAUGCAGGGCUUUGGAGCUGAAGCUAGGUUCCCAUCAGCCGGGCUCCCGGGCAUCACGCGUGACCGGCUAGUGACGCACCUGUUGAAGGAAGUCCAUAAAACCAAGGCUGAUCUGAUGACAGCUUUGGUAACACCAUGA
Messenger RNA from Penicillium mononematosum, 1086 nucleotides. RefSeq lists its product as uncharacterized. Gene Ontology annotation, biological process: regulation of DNA-templated transcription; aflatoxin biosynthetic process. The record is from RefSeq and is a predicted model, not a curated record. The transcript has a single exon. The coding region runs from base 1 to 1086 and encodes 361 amino acids. Gene Ontology annotation, molecular function: DNA binding. Lineage: Eukaryota; Fungi; Ascomycota; Eurotiomycetes; Eurotiales; Aspergillaceae. Gene Ontology annotation, cellular component: nucleus.